CUUACAUUUCUAAGCAUGCUUGGGAUUUAAGCACAUCCCCAUGGCUACUCAUAAAAUUUAUAGUAUUGUUUUCUUUGUGAUAUUGGGUAUCGGCAUAAGCUCUGCAACUAGAGCCCUCCUUACAUAUGAAGGAAGCUAUGGCGCAGGGCAUGGUGCUGGUUCAGGCAGUGGUUCUGGGUAUGGGGGUAGAGGUGGUGGAGGCUAUGGUGGUGGAGGCGGCUCCGGGGGUGGUGAAGGCUAUGCGGCUGUAGGGGAUCAUGGUGCUGCUGGGUAUGGAAGUGGAGGUGGCAGUGGAAGCGGUGGUGGUGAAGGCUAUGAAGGUGGUCGAGGUGGUGGCAGCGGUGGCGGUGGUGGUGGCGGCAGUGGCGGUGGGGGUGGAUCUGCUUAUGGAGCUGGAGGUGCAGGAUAUGGAAGUGGAGGUGGGGAAGGAAGUGGUGCCGGAUUUGGAGGAGCAAAUGGUGGUGGAAGUGGUGGCGGUGGAGGUGGUGGUAGUGGAGGAGGUGGUGGUGCCUCAUACGGUGCAGGAGGGGCGCAUGGCGGUGGCUCUGGAAGUGGUCAAGGUAGCGGAAGUGGUGGCGGCUAUGGUGCUGGUGAAGGAAAAGGUGGUGGUGGUGGUGGUGGUGGUGGCAGUGGUGGAGGUGGUGGCGGCGGUACUUCAUAUGGUGCAGGAGGGGACCAUGGCAUUGGUUCCGGAAGUGGUCAAGGUAGUGGGAGUGGUGGCGGCUAUGGUGCUGGUGAAGGUGGCGGCGCUGGUGGUGGGAGCGGGGGUGGCGGUGGUGGCGGUAGUGGCGGUGGAGGUGGUGCUGCAUAUGGUGCAGGAGGCCAUGGUGCUGGUUCCGGAAGUGGUCAAGGCAGCGGGAGUGGUGGUGGCUAUGGCGCUGGUGGAGGCAAAGGUGGUGGUGGUGGCGGUGGAUCAGGUGGUGGAGCAGCCUAUGGUGCUGGGGGGGAGCAUGGAGUGGGAUAUGGAGGAGGGUCUGGGAGUGGUUAUGGUGGUGGGUAUGCUCCUUGAGAAAACAUCUCAAUCUAAAAUGGAUACUUACCAUAUAUAUAUGAUUAAGAAUAAUGAUAUAUAUUGGGCUGGAUAAGGUGAUGUGUAUGAAUGCAUUGGAUAUGCAUAUUGCCCCUCUCAAGUUGUAUCAUUUCAUGACUAUAUAAUAUGCAUUCCUCUUUUAUGUUUGCUUUUAAA
Molecule: messenger RNA, 1186 nt
Organism: Vitis riparia (riverbank grape)
Lineage: Eukaryota; Viridiplantae; Streptophyta; Magnoliopsida; Vitales; Vitaceae
Product: glycine-rich cell wall structural protein 1.8-like
Exons: 1
Coding region: 41-1009 (322 amino acids)
Source: RefSeq, a predicted model, not a curated record